AUGCACACCUCGGAUGUGGUGGCGGCCACCUCCUUUCCUCCGCGCAUUUCUGUUGCCUGCGUGGAGGGGGGAGAGUGUGAGAUACAACAGACUUCCGCCCCUGGUACUUCCACCGCUAGCGCGACCGGGAGUGAGCAUCGGGCUGGCGCCUCGAACCCGAGUGUGUCGGGUGUGAACAUAGCUGUGUCGGAUGCGUCCGCAGCAAAGACGGUGAAAGUUUCGGAGUUCGUGACGAAGAUUGUGAAAGAGUGUGUGGAACGCGAGCGCCUGGCAGGAUGUCAGUUGUCGGCUGCAGCGCGGAUGCUCGUGGCGGCGGCCGCGUUUGAGGAGAUCCCGGCAGUGUUGGCACGGCGUACGAUGCGGAACAUGGGUCGCUCGGUACGGUCGGUUUCGUGGUGUUGGGCGCAGUUGGCGCUUUUACUUCAAAGCGGGUUGUCGAAGGAGGCGUUCGCGAGACUUGAAACAAUUGCGCGGACCGUAACACCGAUUGCGCCCACAGCCCAACCGGGCUGGCAGGUCAUCGCCGCUGGUCUUGACAAGCGCGCGACCUACGGGGACCUCAGCCGCUGGAUAGAACCCUUGCGGCAGGACCGACAGCAGAACGAUGGUUGGACCGUCGGGGACUCGAUCUGUUUUGAAUGGCUGCCAUCAGGACUGCGCGCACUUCCGGAGACCGAAUACUCCAUUCAAAUGGUCCUUGCCGCCAUCGAGCUAACCCGCCUAAUCAACCCUCGUGACGCCCUUCCCUGGCGCAACUCCAAAGGACUACCUCUCGCCACCGCACUACGCAAAUUCUGGGGCCCACACAUGUUCGGUGAACUACUGCACAUCUUGCGCGCCCAAUACUACCCGUCUCCCGACAUCUCCGACGACUGGCUCGCUAGCUGCAUCCUCCACCCCGCCACAGCAGACGCCGACCAACUCAGCUCCCUCUACCGCAAAUGCUUCGGUGUCGGUUUCGAACUGCCCCCCCAGCACCUGCCUCCGCAGCACCUGCCUCUGCAGCACCUGCCUCUGCAGCACCUGCCUCUGCAGCACCUGCCUCUGCAGCACCUGCCUCCGCAGCACCUGCCUCUGCAGCACCUGCCUACGCGGCGCCUGCCUCCGCAGCGCCUGCCCCCGCAGAAGACUUUGUUUCCGGAGACUGCUGCUGUGACCGAUGUUGCUUUGGAGGCAAGGACCUCCUUUUUGCUUCGUCAGUACACCCAAGAGCGCAUGCCGGGUGCGGCAGAGGCGGCUUCGGUAGCCGCGGCUACCAUCCAGGCAAACGUGGUGCAGAGAAGGACUGCCUUUUUGGCGCGUGUGAUCAGUGAGUGCCAGUCGCAAGAGUCGGGUCUGCGGGACGUGAAGGCGUCGGAGCUGGCGGAGUUAGUGUCCGGCUGGCUGCAGACGGCCUUGCGGGAAGUGAACGGGAACGGAGUGGUGUUAGUGCCCGUGAACUUUUCGAUGUGCUCAUGGCGGUGGCUGCAGUUGGCGGGUGUUAUGAUUGAGAAGAUGGACGGUGACAGGUUGCAGGGGAUGUUGAGUCAGGCGGAGACUGUGAUCCCUCGGCCCAAGAACGUGGGGAAGCAGUGGUACUUAGCGUGUGUGUUGGAUGCCUUGAUUUCGCGCGCUCUGCUGAAUGUCUGGCUUACCGAUAAAUUCGGCCUCACUGAGCCCGGCUGGUUCUCCCCUGAGGUGCUCUACGUGGAGUACUUUCCCCACGACAACCCGGUGCGCCUUCCGAUAACGCCUAAUGGGGAGAGACUCGUGUUGGCCGUCUGUAGCCUUAUGCGUUGGCUUACCCUGGCCGAAAUAAACUACCACCAGAAGUUCAACAAAGUCGCGACGGGAUUGACAUUGUUUCCUAACAAGCGGAACGAGUCGGCAAAACAAAUGCAGAUGGAGCUGGGUCAGUUUCUGCUCAGCGAGCUCGUCGCACUGUGGAGGGACGGAAUGCAAGCCGCUAAUAUUGUCACAGACUGCGCAUACGUGGGCAUCAUGCUCACGUUGGCCCGCAGACCAAACGUGGAAACAAGGGGGGCUUUCAUUCGCUGGGCCAAAAUCGGAAAUGGCAGACGACGAAUGAAUCCAGACCAUGGAGACCAGCCGCAGAAAAGAUCACGCUAA
Gregarina niphandrodes is the source of this 2109-nucleotide messenger RNA. RefSeq lists its product as hypothetical. Bases 1 to 2109 code for a protein of 702 amino acids. NCBI's taxonomy places the organism in Eukaryota, Apicomplexa, Conoidasida, Eugregarinorida, Gregarinidae. The record is from RefSeq and is a predicted model, not a curated record. The transcript has a single exon.